AAAAACCAUCAAAACCCCAUUUCUUCUCACUUCACAUACUCAAGCCUCAAAAGAUCCCAAAAAUCCAAAAAUGAAGAAUCUCGCAAUUCUUGUUGUUGCCAUGAUACUCUUCACAAGCUGUGUCACAUCUCAAGUCACAGCAAAAAAUGUAGAUUCAUUUCCAUUACGUACUGAAGAGCUCGAAUGGUGGCAUUACCAUCAUUUCUACCCUCACUAUCACCCUAAGCCACAUUGGCCAUUCCCCACCACCGGAAAGGCUCUCCCACCAAUCCCGGCCGGCUUCCACCCUAUCCCAUUUCAUCCACCACCGGUUGUAACCAAAUGCUUGGCCGAUUGCAAGGAUGUAAGAACAUGUGUUGCGGAUAUCGCUAUAGCUUUCUUCACGCGCAAACCCGCUAUUGGAUUGGAUUGUUGUGCCUCUAUCCAGAAGAUGGAUGAAGAUUGUGACAAGACUGUUUUUGGAGCGUACCACAACCCUUUCUUUGACUGUUUGGUUAAGCUUCAUUGCUCUACCAAAGCUAAAUCCACUCCUUCCGCUCCUUCGCCAGCUUAGGGUUUUUAUUAGGAAUUUAUGAAGUAUUGAUUUCUCAGUAGUUUCAUUUUUAGUUAUGUUUUCCUUUUUCACUUUUUAUGCUUUAGUAUGUUACUCUUCCAGAAUUCAAAGUUUUUCUUUCUUAAUAAAGAUA
Arabidopsis lyrata subsp. lyrata is the source of this 686-nucleotide messenger RNA. RefSeq lists its product as uncharacterized. Lineage: Eukaryota; Viridiplantae; Streptophyta; Magnoliopsida; Brassicales; Brassicaceae. Gene Ontology annotation, biological process: regulation of protein localization to cell surface; double fertilization forming a zygote and endosperm; regulation of double fertilization forming a zygote and endosperm. The record is from RefSeq and is a predicted model, not a curated record. The transcript has a single exon. The coding region runs from base 71 to 553 and encodes 160 amino acids. Gene Ontology annotation, cellular component: extracellular region; vesicle.